GCUAGCUGGGCCACAGAGAGAGCCUCCAGCUGGGUAGAGAGACAACUCUCAAUCCGAAGUUACUGUUGACGCUAAGGCAGCCAUAACUGAUAAUGGCAUCGGGAGUUUCCGGGCCUGCCGUCUCCUGUGUGACGUAGUUUUCGCUUCGCCCAAUCUCAUAGUUGCCCUGGGCAACAGUUGAGCCGUCUGGGAAGAGAGGCAUCUUUCCUUCUGUAGGUUUUGAGUCAACAGCUGUGAGUCAUCUUGGUAAUAUCGGGUUGGGUGCCUAAAGCUGCGGGAAAAAGGAUCAGGAGAACUUUCAGGAAGAAACUAUCCAACAAUUCAGAUAUGGCAGAAAUGAAGUCAAUGUUCCGGGAAGUUCUUCCAAAACAAGGGCAGUUGUCUGUAGAAGAUAUAACCACAAUGGUGCUGUGUAAACCCAAACUUUUACCCCUAAAAUCUCUGACUCUGGAAAAACUGGAGAAAAUGCAGCAAGCAGCACAGGAUACAAUUCGCCAACAGGAAAUGGCAGAAAAGGAACAACCGCAAAUAAGUCACUGAAUGAUAACUUAGCACUUCUGCAGAACACCCUACACCUUCCAUAUUAUUAACAAUAGCUAGAAAAUAACCUGCAUCUGUAUGCUGAAAGCAGUAUGUAUUAAUAAAACAGAU
Aethalodelphis obliquidens (Pacific white-sided dolphin) is the source of this 651-nucleotide messenger RNA. RefSeq names its product BBSome interacting protein 1 (gene BBIP1). NCBI's taxonomy places the organism in Eukaryota, Metazoa, Chordata, Mammalia, Artiodactyla, Delphinidae. Bases 328 to 540 code for a protein of 70 amino acids. The transcript has 4 exons. Gene Ontology annotation, biological process: receptor localization to non-motile cilium; cilium assembly. The record is from RefSeq and is a predicted model, not a curated record. Gene Ontology annotation, cellular component: BBSome.